AUGGAAGACUCAGCUAGUUCAGCAACCCAGACGCAAUUACCCAUCACACGUGUUAGGAAAAUAUUUAGACUUGGUUCGAACUGCACGACCAUUUCAGUUAAGGCCGUACAACUUCUCACUCUUGCUGCGGAACGUUUCACUGGAUUGCUGGCAAAAGCAGCUUAUGGGCAAGCGGUUUUUGACAAACGAAAAACUCUUCAGCUAAGAGAUCUUGAAUUUUGUAUAAAGAAUUACGAACUGUUUAAUUUUCUGGAUGGUGCAUUGGAUGGAUGGCCGGAAGUUAACGGGGGAAAACACGGUCUUGGUAAUGGAUCAAGCGUUACUGUGACUGCAAAAAGGUCAGAGGGAAUUGUUGCUCUUGAUGGAGAUGAAGAACAAGAAGACUUCAGUGUUGAUGCUAAUAGCUUCUUAAGUGAUGAGAUAUUUGGUUUCGACGAGUCAUCAGAAAGAACCGAGCCAUUUGAUGGCCAGAUUGCUGAAAUGGAUAAUGUUGUAACUACCAAGAAUACAGAAAUCGUUAAGGAUAUUGUUCGAGAAGUCUAA
This is a messenger RNA of Cercopithifilaria johnstoni, 543 nucleotides long. NCBI's taxonomy places the organism in Eukaryota, Metazoa, Nematoda, Chromadorea, Rhabditida, Onchocercidae. The record is from the annotation of a GenBank genome assembly.